UUUAAUUUACCAUUAAGGACACAAAUAAAUAAAAAGUAUUUUAUUAAAUUCAGUAGGAAAUCCGUAGGAAAUCUCCUACGGAAUACCAACCGAACGAAAAAAUUAAAUAUCCCGCUUCAAUGAAAUUUUUUAGGUUAAUCCCCCUUUAUCUUAGUUUCCUGAUCUCUCACACGUCGCCCCUCCUUCUCCUUCAUCUUCCUCUGCCAUCGCCAUCACAUAUACAUCUACCACCGGUCCAACUUGCAGCCACCGAUUGAUUGAACAUCCGCUUUGUUUGAAUGCCUUUUUGCCGCUACCGCCAACGAUUGAGCUCCAUCUCUGAUAUCCGUCUCCGAUAUCCCACUACCACAGUCACCGUCUCCGACAUCCGCCACCGCCAACAAUUAAACCUCCGCCUUGUUGGAAAGCCUUGUGGCCGCCGUCAUCUCCGAUUUCUUCAUAUCUCAUCUACCACGGUUAGAUAUUGUACCGAGCUCUGUCUCCGAUAUCCCAUUACCAUCAGUUGCAAGUUUGCCCUCCAACCGUCGCUGUCGCACACCACCACCAGCGUUGUCCCGAACCACCACCACCGUCGCUGUCCUACACCCUCAUCGUCGACACCUUCAGGUUAAUGAGUUGCGACAAAAAGUGUCAAACAUGCAACAAGCCAUUGAUGAAAAGCAAAGUCAAAUGGAUUCGCAAAUGUAACAAAUGUGAAAUGAAAUGUGAUUGCAAGUGCAACGACAAUUGGCGGCCUUUAUGAAACAAAUCAAUUCGUCCGGUUAUCGACAAAGUAUUUCUUAGUUUUUGUUUUAGAACACUAAAUAAAUGUUAUGUUAUUGACCGGUUCUUAGCUUUUGUCAUUGUAUUGUAAUGGUAUUUUAAGUAUUUGAAUGUAUAAAUGGUAUGCUAAUGACUAUUUUAAUGGUAAUGAAUGUAAUGGUAUUUGACUAUUAUUUUAAUUA
This is a messenger RNA of Lactuca sativa (garden lettuce), 944 nucleotides long. The record is from RefSeq and is a predicted model, not a curated record. NCBI's taxonomy places the organism in Eukaryota, Viridiplantae, Streptophyta, Magnoliopsida, Asterales, Asteraceae.